Messenger RNA from Anolis sagrei ordinatus, 10379 nucleotides. RefSeq names its product methyl-CpG binding domain protein 5 (gene MBD5). The record is from RefSeq and is a predicted model, not a curated record. Gene Ontology annotation, cellular component: chromocenter; nucleus. Gene Ontology annotation, molecular function: chromatin binding; DNA binding. Lineage: Eukaryota; Metazoa; Chordata; Lepidosauria; Squamata; Anolidae.
CUCCCUCCGACCCAGCAAGCUCUCCUGGGGCGCAUGCGCAGUGACAGCCUCCCAUCUUCCUCCCAGCCAGAGAGAGCCCUCAGCAGCAGCAGCAGCUGAUGAUGAAGAAGAGAGAGAGGAGGAGGAGGAGGAGGGAGAGGGGGAGACUCGGGGCCACCCUUUAUUUAUAUUGUUAAAGGGGCAGAGCACUCAUUCCGCCCGGCGGGGCUGGCGCUGAGGGGAGGAGGGCUUGGGCUGAUGAGAGGGGAUUGAGUUUCUCCCUCAGCCCCAGAGAGAGAGAGAGAGAGAGAGAGAUUGAGGAAAGGAGAGUUUCUUCCCCCGCUUCGGCCGUCAGGGCAGGUAGGAAAGGGACCCAAAGCCUCUUAGCAACACAGCAAGGGCUCCUUCCUGCCUUCCUUCUCUGAGGCUGCUGCUGCUGCCACUGCUUGUGGCCCUGGCUGGAGGCACAGGCAGGAGCAGCCCCUGCCUCUCUCUCUCUCUCCCACCCCUCUGCUCUCCCCUCCUCCCCCUUUAUUACCCUUUGUGUGUCUCUCCCUCCACUGCUCCAGGAGAGGAAAUAAAAGUGGGGUGCAGCCAAGGAUAUCAUGGAUACCAUAUACAAUUGGAUAUGCUCAAUAAUUCCUGAAGAUGAUCCUUUUUGUGGUCAAGACUUUUAAAGUCCAGGCUUUUUAUACUGUAAAGGUUUUAACAUUGAAGCUGUAUCAUCAUGAGAGAAUCACAAGGAAUGUCCAGGAGUAUCUUGGAUAAUGAAUGGAAGAGGACAAGAAAGCAAAAAGAGUGUGGCAUUUAAAAAGGAUUUAAUGUUUGGAGAUCUUGCCUGUGAUUCACCUGGAACAAUGAUACUUAUUUUCUCAAAAUGCAAAUUAACUUAUACAAUGAUCAAUUUGGAGUCACACUGUUGAACUAAGCAAAAAAAAAAAAAACCCCUCUCUUCCUGGCCAGUAACAGAGCAUUGAUGGAUUAUGAUUUUCCCAAGCUGGAAGCAUUCAUUUUUACUCAACUAGACUGUCCGUAUGACUAUAUAAAGAAUAAAGCAUUUCAUACUUAAUAUUAAUCAGUAUGGGCAACUGACUUGUCAGCAAAAUGGGAGAUUUCAUGGAGUGAGCCAGAAAUUUCCCAAUGCACUUUGUACACGCUGGGAAUUGCUGUACUGUAUGGCCGUCUUCUGGAGGCCAUGAAGACAUAUAAAAUGAUAUCAUCUCACUGUUGAUAUCUUUGAAGAGUCACAAGCAGAAUUUUAAAAAUGAAUGGAAGCAAGGAAUUUGACGUUGGGGACAAAGAUGGAGGGCUACCGACAGUACAGGUCCCAGUUGGCUGGCAACGGAGGGUGGAGCAACAUGGAGUACUCUAUAUUAGUCCUAGUGGGUCUUUAUUGUCCUGCUUGGAACAGGUUAAAACAUACCUGCUGACUGACGGCACAUGCAAGUGUGGUUUGGAAUGUCCCCUCAUCCUUCAUAAGGUAUUUAAUUUUGAUCCUGGAGUUGCUGUGACACAAAGAACAGCUGAAGAUGUCAAAGCGGAUGAAGAUGUCACUAAGCUAUGCAUUCAUAAACGGAAAAUUAUUGCUGUGGCCACACUUCAUAAAAGUAUGGAAGUGCCCCACCCAUCACUGGUUCUAACAAGUCCUGGUGGUGGAACAAGUGCAACUCCAUUAGUACUGUCACGAGCAGCAACUCCAAGAUCAAUAAGGAAUAAAUCGCAUGAAGGAAUUACUAACUCUGUGAUGCCAGAAUGUAAAACUCCAUUCAAGUUGAUGAUGGGGGCCUCGAAUGCCAUGGGCCGGCUAUAUGUGCAAGAGAUGACUGCAAACCAGCAACAAGAACUUCAUUCUGUCUAUCCAAGGCAGAGAUUGGGGAGUAAUGAACAUGGGCAGAAGUCUCCAUAUCGUGGCAGUCAUGGAGGAAUGCCUAGUCCAGCUUCAUCAGGAUCACAAAUAUAUGGUGAUGGCUCAAUAUCUCCUAGGACAGACCCACUUGGAAGUCCAGAUAUUUUCACAAGGAGUAAUUCCAGUUUUCAUGGAGCACCUAACUCCAGUCCUGUUCACAUGAACAGAACUCCUCUGUCUCCACCUUCCGUAAUGCUACAUGGUUCUCCUGUGCAGUCAUCUUGUGCAAUGGCUGGAAGGACUAAUAUACCUCUUUCCCCAACCCUGACCACAAAAAGUCCUGUAAUGAAAAAGCCCAUGUGUAAUUUUACAACUAGUAUGGAAAUGCCACGAGCAAUGUUUCACCACAAACCACCUCAAGGCCCUCCACCGCCACCUCCAUCUUGUGCUCUUCAGAAAAAGCCAUUAACAUCAGAAAAGGAUCCACUUGGCAUUCUUGACCCCAUUCCUAGCAAACCAGUGAAUCAGAAUCCUGUUAUCAUUAAUCCAAGUACUUAUCAUUCAAAUAUCCUCUCUCAGGUACCUGUGAUGAAUGUAAGCAUGCCUCCAGCUGUUGUUCCUCUACCAAGUAAUCUCCCUUUGCCAACUGUAAAACCUGGUCACACAAACCAUGGGGGUCAUCUGCAAAGAGUUCAGCACUCUACUUCCACGUCUCUCUCCCCAUCACCGGUAACAUCUCCAGUUCAUAUGAUGGCAUCUGGAAUUGGAAGGAUUGAGGCUUCUCCCCAAAGAUCACGCUCAUCUUCCACAUCAUCUGAUCACGGAAAUUUCAUGAUGCCUCCAAUAGGACCACAGUCAUCUUGUAGUAAUAUUAAAGUCCCCCCUCGAUCACCAAGGUCAACAAUAGGGUCUCCAAGACCAUCUAUGCCAUCAAGUCCAUCUACAAAGACUGAUGGUCUCCAUCAAUACAAGGACAUCCCUAACACAUUGAUUGCUGGAAUGAGUAAUGUAUUAAAUCCUCCAAGCAAUGCAGUUUUUCCAUCUGCAUCUGCUGGAAGUGGGCCCAUGAAAAGUCAACCUGGCUUGCUGGGAAUGCCUUUAAAUCAGAUCUUGAACCAGCACAAUGCUGCCUCCUUUCCAGCUAGUAGUUUACUCUCAGCAGCAGCCAAAGCACAGCUAGCAAAUCAAAAUAAACUUGCUGGUAACAAUAGCAACAGCAGUAGCAAUUCUGGAACUGUUGCUAGUAGUGGCAGCAAUGAUGGACACAGCACUUUAAACACCAUGUUUCCUCCUACUGCCAACAUGCUUUUACCAUCAAGUGAAGGGCAAAGUGGUCGAGCAGCACUACGAGAUAAACUGAUGUCUCAACAGAAAGACCCUUUGAGGAAAAGAAAACCACCAACCACUACAGUGUUGAGUUUGCUUAGGCAUACUCAGUUGGAUAGUUCUGGAGCUUCUAAAUCGGGACCGGAUUUGAUAAGAAAGCAGAACCAAGGUUCAUUUCCCAUUACAUCUAUGUCCCAGUUACUUCAGUCCAUGAGCUAUCAAAGUUCUCAUAUGAGCAGCAAUAGUACUUCUGGUUGUGUGAGCUCAAAUACUGUUUUGCCUUGCUCUGCUAACCAGCUGCAUUUUACAGACACUAACAUGAACACUGGCACUCUUCAGAACCCAUUGGCACAUGAUUUACCUUUACGAGGGGAAAGUAUGCACUGCCAGAAUUCAAACACUAACUUUGGCCAUGGCUCUAGCCCUGGCCCAAACAACCAUCUUGCAGGUUUAAUAAAUCAGAUGCAAGCUAGCGGAAAUUGUGGGGUACUCAACCAACCUGGAAUGGCUUUAGGAAAUUCAUUACAUCUGAACCCCACCCAGUCGCGAAUUCAAGCACCCACUACACCAGUGAUACCAAACAACAUUGUGAGCAGUUGCAAUCAGACUAGUCCUGAAACAGGAAGGGCAGGAGCACCACCAUCCACUGCUAUAGCUGGCACCAGUCAGCCUGCCAUUACCAAGACAACGUCUCUUCUGCAAGAUGGGGUCAUAGUCACAACUGCAGCUGGAAAUCCACUACAUAGUCAGCUCCCUCUUGGGAAUGACUUUUCUUUCGUUGGUCAUGAACAUGCCCUGCAUUUUCCACAGAACAGCACUUCAAACAACAAUCUUCCGCACUCUUUGAAUCCUAACCUCUUUAGUUCGCUACCUAUCUCUUUGCCAGUGAAUCAGCAGCACAUCCUAAACCAGAAUCUAUUAAAUAUACUGCAGCCUUCAACAGGAGAAGGCAAGUCUGAGGUCAACCUCAAUCCUUUAGGUUCUCUCAACCCAAAUGUAAAUGCUGCUUUAGCUUUGCUCUCCGGUGAUGUGGAUGGGCAGGUGCUGCAACCUGUCCAUGUUCAGCUGCUAGCAGCUCUUCUCCAGAACCAAGCCCAAACAGCAGCCAUGUUUCCCUUAGCACCUUUCAAUCUGUCCAUCUCAGAUCUGUUACCGCAACCGCAAAACAACCCUGUGCCCACAGGGACACAGAUGACAGCCCCGCCAUCCGAUCACUUGCUUAGUAGUCAGUCCGAUACCAACAAAACUGACACCCUGUUAACCAACCCCCUGGGAAACCCUUUCCCAAACUUUUCAGGCACAGACAUGGCUUCAAACCCCCUUCUCCUCCCAGCUGUCCCUGGGGCCUCAGGACUAAUGGCCUUGAAUCCCCAGCUGUUGGGAGGUGUUUUGAACUCUACAUCGGGCAGCACUGCUAACCAUCCAGAGGUUUCAGUAGCAACCUCCUCCCAGGCUACCACUACCACAGCCACUACAUCAUCCACAGUGGCAGCACUGUCUGUCUCAACACUUGGUGGGACAGCAGUGAUGUCAAUGGCAGAAACAUUGCUGAGCAUAUCUAAUAGUGCUGGGAGCACAUCUGGUCCAGCUAAACUCAACAAUAACUCUGUGGUGCCACAGCUACUUAACCCUCUACUGGGGACAGGUCUACUUGGUGAUAUAUCUUCGAUAAACACUACUCUUAAUAACCAUCAGCUCACUCACCUGCAGUCCCUGUUCAACAACAAUCAAAUGUUUCCAUCAAAUCAGCAGCAGCAGCAGCAGCUUCUCCAAGGCUACCAGAAUCUUCAGGGUUUUCAAGGACAGCCUCCCAUUCCUGGCACACCUAAUAACCCAAACCCUAUGGCUUGUCUCUUCCAGAAUUUUCAGGUGAGAAUGCAGGAAGAAGCUGCUUUUUUGAACAAGAGAAUGAUCUCUCAAAUGGGAAUGCCACCGAUUCCUGAAGCUUCCAGCGCCCCGCUUCCUCCUUUUCAAGAUACAGCGUGCAACUUGCAACAAAGGACAGAACCAUCUGUAGGGCAACAGCAGGCAAAGGACAACCUGGGCCCAGCAGCCCAGAGCGAGGGUUCAGUCGAUGCCAUCUACAAAGCCGUGGUAGAUGCUGCAAGCAAGGGGAUGCAAGUAGUUAUCACCACUGCAGUCAACAAUACAACCCAAAUGAGCCCCAUUCCAGCUCUGAGUGCCAUGAGUGCCUUCACAGCCUCAAUUGGUGACCCAUUAAACCUUUCCAGUGCUGUCAGCGCAGUAAUCCAUGGAAGAAACAUUGGCAUUUCCGAUCAUGAAGGCAGGGCAAGGAAUACUAGAGGGGCACGGAUACUGAAGAAUUCAGAACACCUUAAAAAUUCCAGUGAGGGGGAUGGCUUGGAAUAUUAUAAACCAACAGGUUGUAACACACCCAAAAAACAGUGGGAAGGGGAGCAAAGUCCUGGAGGGGAAAUGAACAGAUGGAAAUGUGAGGAGUUUUUAGACCAUUCAUCCCAUAUCCACAGCAGCCCUUGCCAUGAAAGGCCCAACCAUGUCUCUGCACUGCCGCUAGCCCAAGGCAAGCAACUUCCAAUUCUGUUACCCCAGCGAAACUGUCACAGCGAUAAGAUGUUGGAGGAGAACUUCAGGUAUAGCAAUUACAAAAGAACUAUGAUGAGUUUUAAGGAGAGACUAGAGAACACUGUGGAACGAUGUGCACACAUAAAUGGAAACAGGCCUCAGCACAGCAGAGGGUUUGGAGAGUUGCUGAAUGUCUCUAAGCAAGACCUGGCCAUGGAAGAGCAGUCUCCAAGUUCCUCCAAUAGCUUUGAAAGUUCUCUAAUCAAAGACUACAUCCAUUAUAAUGGAGACUUUAAUGCCAAAAGCAUUAAUGGGUGUGUGCCUAGUCCUUCAGACGCUAAAAGCAUUAGUAGUGAAGAUGACCUAAGGAAUCCCGAUUCUCCCUCUUCACAUGAGUUGAUACAUUAUAGGCCAAGGACGUUUAAUGUUGGGGACUUGGUCUGGGGCCAAAUAAAAGGACUGACUUCAUGGCCUGGUAAAUUAGUAAGAGAAGAUGAUGUUCACAACUCAUGUCAACAAAGCACUGCGGAUGGGAAGGUGGAACCUGACAAGUUGAAGACACUAACAGAAGGUCUGGAAGCCUACAACCAUGUCCAAAAGAGGAAUAGAAAAGGUGGGAAGCUAACUAACCAUUUAGAAGCUGCUAUACAUGAGGCCAUGAGUGAACUCGACAAAAUGUCUGGGAAUGUGCACCAAAUUCCACAGGGAGACAGACAGCUGAAGCCUCCAAAGCCCAAGAGGAGGAAGAUCUCUAGAUAACAUUGAAUGUCUUUGUUACUGGCCUAGUACAUAUAUAUAUAUAUAUAUAUAUAUAUAUAUAUAUAUAUAUAUAUAUAAAACAUGCACAUAAAUAUAUGAUAUUAUAUAUUGAUAAUAUCAGGAUGGAUAGAGUUCAUCACCACAGGGUGCUAAACAAAACAGUGGUACAGUAUUCUUAUUGGUAAAGAAAGCAACGUCAAUCCAGAUCUUCAAAAGGUUGCAGUGUGUCUAUAAAAAUCCUUUUUUUCUAUAAUACUAAAAUUGUGAUUAUAAGAUUAGAGUCCAAAUGUUUCUGCAAAGUUUUCAUUGUGUAUAUAGAUAAAACAGAAUUUCAUGACGAUAUCUGGAAUGUAAAUAAUGUACAAUAUUGUCAUGUACAAGCGUACCUAAUGCACACUUUAUCUUUUAUUGUACAAAAAAAUAGUGUACAAAAUUCUUUGGUUUCUAUUGAGUACACAUACAAGAGACUUACCAGUGUAAAGUGAUAAAUAAAAAUACAGCCUAAAUGCUUUUAUAUAAUAAUGUAAAAGAUGCUGUUUUUGUAUUUAACAGCAGUGGAAAAGGCAUGAUUAUGUAAUACCUUAAUUAUGACAUAACACUUCUCGCGACUGAGUGUUCAUUUAUAGUGUCUGUUUGGAAUGAACCUUGCCUGGAAGUACUGUACUCCAUUUCCGGUCCCUGUAGGGAGAGUGCAACCUUGCAGAUUCCUAAAGGGAUGUGGGAUCACACAGGUCAAAUUAAGAAGUCAAAAGUUGCAACUGCUUGUUGCAUUUUUUUAAAAGUUUGCCUGAGUUUUAAAGUAGAGUGCUGUAGAUUUUUAUAUUAAAAAUAUUUAGAUAGAAUAUUUUAGUCAGUUGUUGCUUUAACAGAGUUUCAUAGCCACCACUUUAAAAUCAGAGUCAUUCAUUUAGAAACCCUUUACAGCCAGUACUGGCUACUGACUUAAUCUCUUGGUGCAAAGGACAUAUUGUAUAAAAGCAAUAGUCCCAUUUCAAGGACUCUUCCCAUUAAGUGAUAACUCUAAGACAGUGGUGUGCAACCUUGGCCUUCUUGGUGUUUUAGACUUUGGCUCCCAGAAUGCCUGACCAUUGGACAAGCUGGCUACGAUGUCUUGGAGUUGGAGUCCCAAACACCUAGAAGGUCACAGGUUGCACAUUAUUGCUCUAAGAUGGUGGUUCUCAACCUGUGGGCCCCCAGGUGUUUUGAACUACAACUCCCAGAAAUCCCGACCAGUUUACCAGCUCUUAGGGUUUCUGGAAGUUGAAGGCCAAAACAUCUGGGGAACCACAGGUUGAGAAUCAUUGCUUGAAGAGAUUACAGUGCAGUCUGUCCUUCAUGUUUGCUGAGAUUAGGGACAUGGGGCCCCUGUGAAAGUGAAAAAGCAUAAACAAAGAAAUUGCUAUUUUUUAUCUGAAGAAUACCUCACUAAUUUCUAGGUCUGCCAUCAUAACUCUGCAGUUGACUUCGGUUGGAAGCUGGCUGUAGAAUGCACUGAAGGACCCAGAGCUUCCUCAAGAGGUGUUAUCUCUCGAAAUCUUUAGGUCUGAAGGAAGUUGAGAAUAGAAUCACGUUGUGGAGGAUUUAGAGAUUCUUAGAACAAAUCCAUUAAUUAUCAGUCCAACAAAUGUCAAAACCACAAAUGUGAAGGACAACUGCAUAGCAUAAUGGGGUUCUUAGAACUGAGAAAGAGAUUUCUGCUACCCCUUUUAUAAUUAAAUAUUUUUAUUUACUUCACCGGGGCUAUAUCAGCACUAAAAGGACACUAAAUUGUCUCACCUGCUGGUACUAACCCCGUUGCCCGUUUUAAUAUACUAGAGGAAAAAGGUGGCUUACUAAACUAUUAGGAGCACUGGCCAGGAUCCUGAGAACUGCACACCUAUUAUUUUGUGUGUGCUGCUUGCAUCAAAGGCUCCCUCUACUCCAGUUUGACAAACCAAUUGUGAAUCAUGGAGAAUUUCCAAAAACAUUUUUUGAUCAGGAAUGGGGUUCCUUUUAAGGGAGUUUGUGUUAAAAAAUAAACCUGGGCACACCAAAAUCUUUGGAUCAAUCUAAUGUAGCUCUUUGGAUUCUAGCCAGUGAUUUUGUCAGUAUUAUGUAACAUAUCAGAUUUAUUUUAUUUAAUAAGAAUUAUUUAUGCCAUUAACAGAUUCUUAUAUAUAAAUAUAAAUAUAUGAAUAUAUAUAUCGAUGUGGCAGAAAUGUUCAGGUUGAGUCUAUUAACCGGAUUAUUUAUGUUCCGUUGAGUUGGAAAGAAAUGUGAAACAUGUUUGUUAGAAAGGUGAUCGUACACUACAGAUCUACAAAGCUAAAGCUGUGAGCCAUUCUCAGAGUCCCGAGAUCUUUUAAAGAAGUGGUCGUGCAGUGGUCAUUUUCAGUGUCGGUGCUGCAUACGGUGGCAAUGGCCUUCCCCUUUCUUCCAGGCAUUGCGCAACGUAUUCCCCAUUCAUCAUGCCUGGGCCCAAGAUGGAGUCUUUAGGGCCACUUACUACCUCUUCAUCUGGGAGCCACCCUUUUGUCAUAUCCCGAAGCGUCAUUCCUUCUAGUGGCUUAGUUAGCAAAGAGUGCUGGUAACCAGCUUCACCUACAGCUGAUAAUGGUACCAGUAUAUUGAUAACCAAAAUCUAAUGUUUCAAUGAGGAGUGCUCAUUCCCUGCCCAGUUCACCUUCUCAGGGCCCAAGCUCCACUUUCCAUGGGAUAUGAGCAGCAACACUAGUCCCAGAGGACAAGAGAUCUGGGGGAAGUCCAUUCCCCUGGCCAGUUCUUCCAUGCCAAUGCACACAGCACUACCCCUGGGCUACGGGGGCUGCUCUUAUCCCAUGUGGACAGCUCUCAUUCUCUAUUUCCAAGCCCAACCCAAUGGAAUGCAAUUUGCUACACUACACUACAGUGGCCUGGAGACAGGAACCCUUCCUUCUGCUGGGUAGGUUCAUUUUGUCAUUUGUGUACCGGCAGCGUAGCCUGCCACAAUCCUACAUGAAAACCCAUGUGAAGUGAUCUUUUGUGUAGUUUAGUUAGCACUCUCUCUUUUUUGUUACAAGUUGAUGUGUUUGUUAUGUUUAAAGAGUUAAUGUUGUCCAUUUUUUUCGUACCAGCCUGCUUUCUGCGCUCGUCUAAACAGAUGUUCCUAUUCAUGAAUACUCAUGUGAGUGUGUGUGUCUGUGUGUGAAUGGAUGUGUGCUUCAAUUUAGUUUUUUUAAGUUUGCCUUUUUUUUUAUCCCUAAAAUGGAAUUUGUAUUGACCCACCCUUCUUUUGACAUUUUAAACUAAUUAGGUUUGUAUUUUUCUCACCAAUGUAUACUUUACAUUAGUAGACUAUGUAAAGUAUUUUUGUGCACUUGAUUUCAUUGGUUAAUAUUGGCAUUGAUGUGGGUGCUAGGAGUAGAUCGUUUCAGUCCAUACAGAUUUUUUUUCCUUCUCUUUAGAGUUUUUAUGGUUUUAUGUAAGCAGUUUAUGUAAAUAUUGUGAGCAUUACAGGUCAUGCAGUGUUGUAACAUUUUUAAAAAUGUUGCACCUACUUUACAAUUAAAAACCUGGUCACUCAUACUUGAAUUUUGCCCAUAGAGCCAUUUCUUUCUCUUUGCAUUCGUGCAUAAAUUACUUUUAACAAAAGGCUCAACCCUUCUUUCGGUGAUGUUUUUUUUUUUGUUUAACAAAUCUAUAUUUUUCUAACAGAAGAUUUUAACACUUAUUUUUUUUUGCCCGCUUUCUAUCUUAUGAUGAAUAACUCCUAUAUUUAAAAAGUGAGAAAAUACCCCCAUUUUGGAAAGUGGAAUAAGAUGAAUCCAGAGACUUGGCACAAUUACGGAAAUUGCAAGUGUGACAGUGAAGUUGGGCCCCUUAAGAUGAAUUAGCCUCUCAUUAACCUCUCAUAGAUCAAUUAGUGGAUGUUUGUGUGGUGUUUUGAGGAUAUAAAGUGCUAACUAUC